Molecule: messenger RNA, 1222 nt
Organism: Coffea arabica (coffee)
Lineage: Eukaryota; Viridiplantae; Streptophyta; Magnoliopsida; Gentianales; Rubiaceae
Molecular function (GO): cysteine-type endopeptidase inhibitor activity
Source: RefSeq, a predicted model, not a curated record
GGGGAUCCGGGACCAUCCCAGCCAGUAGGUCGGUUUUGUUACAUACCCAUAAAUAAAACGUCGCAGCGCCGAAGUUUUAGCCUGUCAUUAGACGAGUAGGGCUUCGUCCUAUUACCGGAAAUACAGAAUAAACGAAAUUAGGGCGUCGUUGGUUCAUCCAUGGCAGAGAUUGAGGUACCGUGGGAUGAUGCUGGAAGAGGAGGGAUUGCGGUGGUUGGAGAUUUGAAAGAGUCAUCGUCGCCGGUCCAUAAGAAGCAGAGAUCGGACGAAAAAGAUGAACUGGAGUUAUAUGACGAAGACAUUCGGCAAAUAAAUUUACAAGCUGAUCAAUUGGUUUAUACCGAAAAAGACCAUGCGUUGGAUAGCAUCGUUUCAAUUCUGAACGACUACUACCCUGAUGGCUGCAAUGACGAGAAUGAUGUAUGGUUUAAGUAUUGGCGACAGCUCGUAGAUAGCGAGGGCUUUGAUAUUGACCCUAUCCCGUACCAUGAUACUACGAAGCUGCCUAUCCCGUACCAUGAUGCUAGGAACCUGGCCUUCGUUCCAUUACUGGAGUUGGAAAGUAUUACUAAACUGGCAAAGCUUGCAAUUGAGCAUCACAACCAAAAGAAAGACACAGACUAUGAGUUUGCGAAGGUUGAGAAGGCAAACGCACGAUUUUGGGGUCCAAUUUGUGCCAAUUUUUAUAUUACCUUCCUGGCCAAGGAUCCUUAUGCUGCUUGUGGUUUGACUACCUUUCAAGCUCUGGUAUGGGAAGGUCCAGAACCUGAUGAAUACUAUGUCAAGUUCUGCAGGCCUAAAGUAGUUGCAAAUUGACUUAUCUCUUGUAAGUAGUUGCAAAUAGGUGGUGGUGAUUCCAUCAUGACAUGAUCAUGGUCCGAUGGAAGUUUGCUGCUUUUUGUUGGUUAUGUAGAAUGACCUUGUGUUUCUGAGCUUGAAUUAAAAUACUGCUGACGUAUCUGAAUUUCAUAUGUAGGACUUGAUUUGGUUUGUGAAGUUGGCUUAUAUGUCAUAUUCAUGUAUGCCGGCGUAGGCAAAAUGGAUGCUUGAUAACCCUUUUAUGUGCCAUGUUGGUUAUGGUUAUCUUGCCGUUGAAGUUGUCGACCGGCUCAUACUGCUUGAGACUCCUGCAUGAUUUAUUAUUUUAUGCUUUUCUGUGUCUACCUCACAAACUAGUUGGAUACUCAUAUGUUUUUUAUAACAUCAGUCGUUUGUGGCUUAU